AUUUGAGAGAGCUCAUGAAGAGAACUCCCCCAUUGGAGAUGCUCUUAGAAGCCAAAAACUUGAAAACAGAAACGAAAGUAUCGAUUAAUUUGGAUAUCUCAACAUGUUUUUUUGUCCACUUCUAAAAACACAGAAUAUUCGAAAUUUAAAACUAAAAUAAAUGUCUUGACCAAAAACUAAAAUAAAAAUGUAUAAUUCGGGAAUCUAUAAGAUGGGGAAUGUAGCUCGAAAAAUAAGUAGGGUAUGUAGAUCGGAAUUAAUAAAACAAAAAAUGUUGUCUUUAUUAAUUAAUAGAUAUAUAAUAAAAUACACAAUGUUGUCUUUAUAAUAUUAUUACUUCUCAGCCCCAAAAAUUAUCUUUGAUCGGUCCCUUUUGUUUUAUCGUUUUAGGGUUACUAGCUCCUUUGUCUAUUUUUCUUUUCUCAGUUUCCCCCAAAUUAAAAAAAAAAAUCUCUCUUUCAGAGAUUUACAAAUUUCAUUUCCCCAAAUCCGAAACCCAAAGUGGAUAUUUUUCCUUCUGGGUUUUUUCUGUUUUGUCUCAGAUUUUGAUUUUGACCGGAAUACUCAUAUUCUCCGGCGAUUCUGAAGCUGAAAAAAUUGAUUCUCCGGUGGCAUCGUCUGUGAGAAAUGGAAGGAAUCACUCAUCCAAUACCUCGUACUGUUGAAGAGGUCUUUAGCGACUUCAGAGGUCGACGAGCUGGUCUUAUUAAAGCUCUCACAAAUGAUAUGGUGAAGUUUUACCAAACGUGUGAUCCUGAGAAGGAGAAUUUGUGUCUCUAUGGACUUCCAAAUGAGACAUGGGAGGUUAAUCUACCCGUUGAGGAAGUUCCUCCUGAGCUUCCUGAACCAGCUUUGGGCAUUAACUUCGCAAGAGACGGAAUGCAAGAAAAGGACUGGGUAUCUUUGGUCGCGGUUCACAGUGAUUCAUGGCUGCUUUCUGUUGCCUUUUACUUUGGUGCACGUUUCGGAUUUGGUAAGAACGAGAGGAAGAGACUGUUCCAGAUGAUUAAUGAGCUGCCGACCAUUUUCGAAGUGGUGAGUGGCAGCAAUGCAAAGCAGUCCAAGGAUCUAUCUGUUAACAACAACAAUAGCAAAAGCAAACCUAGUGGCAUCAAGCAGUCUCGCCAAUCCGAAUCUCUCACAAAGGUUGCAAAGAUGUCAUCUCCACCGCCAAAAGAAGAAGAUGAUGAGAGUGAAGACGAGGAAGAGGACGAUGAACAAGGUGCGGUUUGUGGCGCUUGUGGAGACAACUACGGUACAGAUGAGUUCUGGAUUUGCUGCGACGCGUGUGAGAAAUGGUUCCAUGGAAAAUGUGUGAAGAUAACACCUGCAAAAGCAGAACACAUCAAGCAUUACAAAUGCCCAAGUUGCAGUAACAAGAGAGCCAGACCUUGAAGUUUAAUAAAAGGUAAACGACUUAGGAGAAAAUUGUGAAAGAAGGAGAAGAAGUUCCCAGUUUAUAAGAAAUGCCAGUGAAAGGGACUUAGAAAAUGUAAGAAGGUAACAUCUUUUUUUCUUCUUUUGCUUAGUCUUUAAUAUUAUGGUAUUGACUAUUGAGAGAUAUUUACAAUUGGUGCUGUCUUUUCGUUUUUUUUUUUCUUUGGACUUUUUAUUGUUAAUGUUAAUUCUACUACUAAUUUGUUUGGUCUUAUUUAAGAUAUUGUAGUUUCUGAACAGUAAUUUGCGAAAGUUGUGAAACUAUUAUGUGGUUAGUUUCUUAUCAUAUUUUACUUCUUA
Molecule: messenger RNA, 1737 nt
Organism: Arabidopsis lyrata subsp. lyrata
Lineage: Eukaryota; Viridiplantae; Streptophyta; Magnoliopsida; Brassicales; Brassicaceae
Product: PHD finger protein ALFIN-LIKE 6
Exons: 5
Coding region: 628-1395 (255 amino acids)
Biological process (GO): regulation of DNA-templated transcription
Cellular component (GO): nucleus
Molecular function (GO): transcription coregulator activity; histone binding; transcription cis-regulatory region binding
Source: RefSeq, a predicted model, not a curated record